AUGCCUCAGUCUCGACCCAUCUCUAAAGCGGCGCUUCGGUUAAGCCGAUCCGCUGUGCGUUUGACGUCGUCGACGAAAUCCUGCGGCUCAUCCGCAAUCCACAUAGCCUCGAUUACAUCUAAAAACAUUUAUCGAAAUGUGCCGCGUGUCACUGUUGAUUGUGUUCAGUUGAAAAAGACAGCACGAAAACACCAUGGUAACUCUAUCACAAGAGGUAAUCUCCGUUGGAGUGAUGUUCGAUGCAGACGAGAUCAACUGAGGCAUAAAGAGGAGCGACAAAGGGAAAAAGAUCUUGACUCCUAUAGAGAAAAACAUCCCAAUAAACCUGUUUCGAAGCGAGCUGUUGCGGAUACGGUAAAAAAGCCGAAACAAGCCGAAAGUACAAUAAGCAUCAAAUCAAAGGACGGGAGUCAGAAGGAGGUCGUGUCAGGAAGCAGUGAUGCAAAAGAAGCAGAAACUAUGGGACAGUUCGAAGCACGUGUAGCGCAAGCAUACGCUUGCAAGCCAUUAGAGCGAAUAAAGGAAGAAUCGACACAAUCGACACCUGUUCGGAAUAAACGACUGGAUACUGUAUCAGUGACGGCCUCUUUCGAGACAUUACAACGAAAUGACUCUAAGGUUAACGUAUUCCCAGCGGAUAAAAUGGAAGAAAUCGACCUCAAUCCUGGGCUAAAUAGUGUCAUCAACCUGGAGACCAUUUAA
Molecule: messenger RNA, 702 nt
Organism: Necator americanus (New World hookworm)
Lineage: Eukaryota; Metazoa; Nematoda; Chromadorea; Rhabditida; Ancylostomatidae
Exons: 9
Coding region: 1-702 (233 amino acids)
Source: RefSeq, a predicted model, not a curated record